ACCCCCGCAACCACGAGCCCCGCAUGGUGGCCAUCCUUUUCUCCACAGGUAGAUUGCCAUCUCGUGUGGUUUCAGCUAUAACGCUUUGACGACGAUGACUUGUGCUCUUCUGGAACCCGGUUUGACGCCACUUCGUCUUCGAUCGGACUGUUUUGAGGUGUAAUCUAGGAGGUAUCAUCUGUGUUUUUUGAUCUUGACUACCUUGGGGAUUAAGUUAUUUUGGCUAGUCUGGUGCGGCGGCUGCCAUGGUGAGGAGGGGAGGACGAAAGGGGCUUCUCUGGGGUACUGCGGUGUUCUUGCUGCUUCUUGGGUUUGUGAGACCCUUCGUGGCUCUGAGGCCUCUCAAGGAGAGGGUUUCGUCUGCCGCCGAUUCUUGGGGUGAAGAGCUUUUCCUUAGGAGAGAUGAAAAUGAUUUGAUUUCCUAUUCUGCCUGGAAUAUUACUGGGACUUAUAGAGGAAGGUGGAGCUUUUUAGAUGCUACAAAUGGUUCCACUAGAUUUCUAGAUUUUGGUAAGUCUAGUGGUGUAUCAGUUGUGGAGUUGGUGAGUAGUCCAACAAGAAUACAUGGUGUACAUUACAUUCAGGGAGCAGUUACAUUCCAUGAUGUAUUUGACAAUGAGCAUGAUCAUGGAGUUGCUCAGAUGAGACUUGAAGGUGUAUAUAUUUGGCCUUUUCAAAAGCUUCGGAUGGUAGCAAACAGUGUUGCAAAUGAUGAAUCAAUUCAAGAGGAAGAUUACUUCUUCUCCAAUCCAUAUAAUCUGCUUGGAGUCUUCUCUUCACAAGUUUUUCAAGAAUCUACUCGAGAUAAAAUCCGAAGAAAUAAAUCUCUCACUUAUGACAUGGAGAAGCACUGUCACGUAGAGAUAGCUGCCCAGGUUUCACGUAUAUCGUCUAACCAAAAUGAUGGGAAUCAUGAUCUUUACCAUCUAGAGGGGUUAAUGGAGGGUCCAGCAACAGAUGGUGAUGGAGAGUGCUUCUCCUCCAUUUUGUUAAAUGCAACUUCUGUGAAUAUUGAGGUCUACUACAACAAAGCAGUUAACUAUACAUUGAUGGUUACUUUUAUAUCAUUUCUCCAAGUUCUUCUGCUGAUUAGACAAAUGGAGCAUAGCAAUACUCAAUCUGGUGCUGCUAAAGUUUCUAUUAUAAUGAUUGGACAACAAGCUGUUAUGGAUGCAUAUCUGUGCCUUCUGAAUUUAACUGCUGGAAUAUUAGUAGAGUCCCUAUUCAAUGCUUUUGCGACAGCAGCUUUCUUCAAGUUUGUUGUUUUUUCGAUUUUCGAGAUGAGAUAUCUUCUUGCUAUAUGGAAGGCGAGUAGACCUAUGCAUAAUGGUGAAAACUGGGAAACUAUGAGGCGUGAGCUAUCUGUUCUUUAUAGCCGUUUCUAUGGCAUUCUUUUAGGAGGCAUUCUGGUACUAUACCAAAUGCACAAUUUCUUGCGUCCUAUUCUCCUCAUUAUGUAUUCAUUUUGGAUACCACAAAUAGUAACUAAUGUUAUUCGGGAUACAAGAAAACCCCUGCACCCACAUUAUAUAGUCGGGAUGACUCUCACUCGCCUUGCUAUACCAUUGUACAUAUUUGGUUGCCCAAGCAACUUUUUGCGUAUUGAGGUUGAUGAAUAUUGGUGCAUAUAUUUGGGAGUAUUUAUGGGUUUGCAAGCAUCAGUUCUACUACUGCAGCAUUAUCUUGGAUCUCGAUGCUUCAUUCCUCGACAGAUCCUCCCUGAAAAAUAUUGCUAUUAUAGAAAAUUUGAGAAUGCAUCUCAAGAGACAGAUUGUGUCAUUUGCAUGACUGCCAUUGACUUCACACAGCAUUUGAAUGGCUAUAUGGUGACACCUUGUGAUCAUUGCUUCCACUCUGGAUGCUUACAGAGAUGGAUGGAUAUAAAGAUGGAAUGCCCAACUUGCAGGCGCUCUCUGCCCCCAGCAUAGAACUCGCGCUGUUCAAGUUCCAUGAGUAACUCUCAGAUCUUGCAUGACAUCAUCCUGUGGACCAGUUGGCAAAUGAGGCCUUCCUCCUGUAUGUAACAAUAAGAAUGUGGAAAACAGAGCCAUUAUUUCCAUUGGAAAAAGGAAAAAAAAUUAAGAAAUGUAGCAGUGUGUAGUCCAACUAUAGAGCAGAGAGAGACAGAGAGACAGAGAGAGAGCUAAAUUAUAUGUGCAUUUAUUUUCUAAAGUUUACUGUUGAAGACUUGGAAGAUCAAGAUUAUGGUUAGCCCCCUGAAAUGUACAGAUCUUUCACCAUGGUGUCAAAGAUAAUUGUAUGACAUCUUUUUUCCCUUGUCAUCAUGAUAUUGUUCAAUUAUAUAUACAACAUUGCUCUGA
Messenger RNA from Musa acuminata AAA Group (dessert banana), 2321 nucleotides. RefSeq names its product transmembrane E3 ubiquitin-protein ligase FLY2-like. The transcript has 15 exons. The record is from RefSeq and is a predicted model, not a curated record. Bases 246 to 1928 code for a protein of 560 amino acids. Lineage: Eukaryota; Viridiplantae; Streptophyta; Magnoliopsida; Zingiberales; Musaceae.